AUGAGUAUGUAUUACGAAAAACAAUAUAUAGAUAAGGAAAAUAAAAAGGAGGGAAAUAUGUUUAUCGAAGGUGAAAAUAAAAGUGAAGAAAAUUAUGUAUUUAUCGAUGAAAAAUAUAAAGAAUAUUUUGAUAAUAUAAGUGAUAUGUUUGAAGAAAAAGUUGAUUAUAUUUUAAAAAAACAUUUUAAAAAAAAUGACCCAACAAAUAAAAAUAAAUUAUUAUGUUUAAAUGCUUGUGUUUUAUGGAGAAAAAAAUUUUUACAAUUGCUUGGGAAAUCAUUAACUGAAUAUGAUGAAUAUUGUAAAAUAAAUGAAAAAAAAAAAAAAAAAGACGAAACAGCUAAAAGCACAAAAGAUAUAAAUCAAGAAAAAGAAGAUGAACAGAAAUAUAAAAAUGGGACUGAAAAAGGAAUGAAUAAAGAAUCUGAAAAUGAUGGAGAAACCAAAAAUGUCAAAAUGGAUAAUGCCGAAAUGGAUAGUGGCAAAAUAGAUCAUGACGAAAAAGUUAAUGUAAAAAAUAAUGGAGAAAAAGAUCUUAAAAGUUUUAUAAAAAAUGUAAAAAUCAUAGAUAAUAAAAAUAUAGAAGUUAUAUAUGAUUUGAAUGAAAAUAAUGAAGAUAAUAGACCAUGUGCAGAAUUAUCAACAGAUGAAAUAUAUUAUUUACUUGUUGAAUCUAAAAAAAGUGAAAAUGAAUAUAAAAAAAAGAUUUUUACAUUUUUAAAAUAUUUGCCAUUAUUUAUUAAAUCUAUUGAAAAUAAAAGUAUUAUGGAAAAAAAUAUAUUAGAAGAAAAGCUUUUAAAUAAUUCAUAUGAACAGAAUGAGAUUCAGAAUGAAGUAGACACAUCUAAUAUUAAUGAUAAUAUUUCAAUUUUAGAAAUAAAAAAUAAAUUAGAUGCAAUAAUUAGUUUUAAUUGUAAUUUAUCUGAGAAUUUAGAAACUGUAUUUAAUAAUGGAAUAGAUUUAAUAAAUACUGAUAAAAAUAAUAGCAAUUCUGCUAACUUUUUUCAAUAUAAAUAUGAUACAUUAAAUAAAAAUGAAGAUAAUUAUAUGAACAGUCAUAAGAAUGACAACCUAUAUGGAUCGAACAAUCAUAAUAAUAAUAAUGGUGAUGAUAAUAAUGGUGAUAAUAAUGGUGGUGAAAAUAAUAAUGGAGAUUUAAAUAAUUUUGAAAAUAUGUCUAACAAAUCUUUUAAUCAAAAAACAAAUCAGUCUUUUAUAUUACCUUUAUCAAAAGUUAACGAUUUAUCAUUGAUAAAUAAUAUAAAUUUAAAAUCGGAUAUUGGAUUAAAUGAUGAUAAUAAUAAAAAUGAUUCACAUUUUUAUAUAUACAAAAAUAAUAUGAACAAAAUUAAUAUAUAUGGUCUAGAUAUGCUUAUUAAUUUAAAUAAUAAUUUAAUAUAUAAAAUAAAUCAUGUUUAUAGUUUAAUACAAUUUUAUACAAUUUUAACUAAAGACAUAUUUAAUGAUACUUGA
Messenger RNA from Plasmodium yoelii, 1473 nucleotides. Its product is annotated as conserved Plasmodium protein, unknown function. The transcript has a single exon. The coding region runs from base 1 to 1473 and encodes 490 amino acids. The record is from RefSeq and is a predicted model, not a curated record. NCBI's taxonomy places the organism in Eukaryota, Apicomplexa, Aconoidasida, Haemosporida, Plasmodiidae.